UCCCGCGAUACCGCCAUCACCUCCAUCGGCACUCGUCGACUACCAUGGCCGAAGAUGCAUCGCUACCGCAGUCAGAACCCUCACAGGCCUCCACUUCCACUCCCUCGAAGCCAGCUGAUGCCAAUACUCAGCUGAGCAGCGUCCCGCAGCUGCACCUCGUCGCUGAUCUGCCCUCACACUCGGAUCGAGCAUGGUCUGCUGCAUGGAAUCCACGGCAGGCACUCCUCGCGACUUGCUCCACUGACAAGGACGUGCGGCUCUUCUCUUACGCUGCUUCUUCGUCCUCUGCGGCAGCGUCGACCAGCAGCGGCUCCGGUCAGAUCGACUUUACUCUGCGGGAGACGAUCCCCACUGGCCACAAGCGCACCGUACGGCAGGUGGCCUGGUCACCCUCUGGCCGCACACUGGCCACUGCCUCGUUUGAUUCGACUGUAGGCAUCUGGCAGCCGCUCGAGUCCUUUUCCAAUGAGCCAUCGACGGUAGACGUGGCUGGCAACCCUUCACAGGGCGCAUCCUCGUCGCUGGUCUGGGACUGCAUCGGUACACUCGAGGGCCACGAGUCCGAGUGCAAGUCCGUCGCAUUUUCGCGUACCGGGUCGCUCUUGGCGAGCUGCUCCAGAGACAAGUCCGUGUGGAUAUGGGAGGUACAGCCUGAUGGAGACUUUGAGUGUCUGAGCGUACUCAUGGAGCACUCACAGGACGUCAAGUGCGUCGCAUGGUCUACUGCAGAGGAUGUCCUCGCCAGCGGCUCCUACGACGAUACGAUCAAGCUGUACCUCGAUGACCCAGGGGAGGACUGGUUCUGCUAUGCCACACUCACAGGCCACACUUCUACCGUAUGGUCUCUCAAGUUCUCGCCCUGCGGAAAGUACCUCGUGUCGGCCAGCGAUGAUGAGACGCUGCGUAUCUGGACUCGGCUGGAUGAGGAAGAGGCAGAGCGGAGAGGACUCAAGGUGGAUGGGAAGAUGCCUGGCAGAAAGGGAGAAAAGUGGAUCUGCACAAACAUCGUCAAGGGAUGGUGGACUCGGACAGUCUACUCGGUCGACUGGGCGAGGGGAAGAGAGGGGACACUAGGCAGGAUCGCAGCGGGGGGAGGUGAUGGCAGGAUAUGCGUUUUUGAAGUGCUACCGCCGUCUUCCCCCUCUUCCGCCACACCCAUCGUCAAUCUACACUCCACCGUCCAAGACGCACACGGCGUCUCAGACCUAAACGCCCUUUCCUUUGGUCCGCCCGACUUGAGUGGACGAGCAUCCGGCCUUGAAGCAGAGGAUUUCCCAGAUGCUCCUCAAGAAGGUGAAGAGAGCAGAUUCCAGGAAGUCGAUGAUGAUGAGGAUGAGGAGAUGGGUGAGAGUGGAGCAAGAGCGGGAGCAAAGCAGGACCAGAGGUGGGAUGAUCUCAUCUGCAGUACUGGCGAUGAUGGGACGGUGAGAGUGUGGAGGGUACCUGCUUAAGUUGCACAACAUCACACCACACGCAGUGCAGUCUUGACGCAGCAAAUUUAAUACAAUAGAUGUCGCAUACCCACUGCUUUCAUGUACAAAAUACACAAUGCGGGCUCCCACUCUCCUCUAGGAGCCCGAAUCAGAAGUACUCCAUCUGUCUAGCCAAUUCGCUCAAUUCGACCUUCUUCCCCUUG
Messenger RNA from Microstroma glucosiphilum, 1636 nucleotides. Its product is annotated as WD40 repeat-like protein. Gene Ontology annotation, cellular component: cytosolic [4Fe-4S] assembly targeting complex. The record is from RefSeq and is a predicted model, not a curated record. Gene Ontology annotation, biological process: iron-sulfur cluster assembly. The transcript is spliced from 2 exons. NCBI's taxonomy places the organism in Eukaryota, Fungi, Basidiomycota, Exobasidiomycetes, Microstromatales, Microstromataceae. The coding region runs from base 45 to 1451 and encodes 468 amino acids. Gene Ontology annotation, molecular function: protein binding.